Messenger RNA from Hemisphaericaspora subhashii, 1425 nucleotides. Its product is annotated as nucleoporin. The transcript is spliced from 3 exons. Bases 1 to 1425 code for a protein of 474 amino acids. NCBI's taxonomy places the organism in Eukaryota, Fungi, Ascomycota, Pichiomycetes, Serinales, Debaryomycetaceae. The record is from RefSeq and is a predicted model, not a curated record. Gene Ontology annotation, biological process: membrane organization; endoplasmic reticulum tubular network organization. Gene Ontology annotation, cellular component: endoplasmic reticulum; membrane.
AUGACUUCCAAUACUAAAGAUCCACCCAAGAAGCAUUUACAACAGGAGUUGAUCAAGACUCUAAAGAGUUUGCAAUUUGCCUGGUUUGUAGGAAACCUACUAGUUUUAUUAAGUGGACUAUUGUUCACCCUUACUUAUUUCAAUGUCAUGGAAUAUACGAAUUUCAUAUGGUAUAUGGUUCUAUUUAUAAGUGUACUUGAAUCAUUUGGUAUUUUGAUGUUUCAAACAAUACAAAGAAAUGGCUUUAAUUUCAAAGCAUUCAUUAAAGAUGAUAAUAUUCAUUAUCUAGUAUUAGGUGCAUCAUUGUUGUCAAUUAGACCAAAUGUUUUACUAACAAUUAUUCCAUAUAUUUUAUUUUCAAGUUUUCAUGUAUUAGCAUACAUAAAUGGAUAUUUGUUGCCAUUAUUUGGGUUCAAUAAAUCAGUAGUAUCUAAACUUAUAAAUGCAUUCAUAAAUCAAAACAAUACAAAAUCAAUUCAAUUAGCCAGUGGAAUUGAAUUGAUAACAUAUUUCUGGAUGAUUCUAAGAUUGAUUACUGCUAGACCAAGAUCAAUUUUCCCCGUGAUUGUAUACACCAUAUUCUUAAAGAUAAGAUAUGAGGUUUCUCCAUUCACAAGAGGAUAUGUUAAAAGUAAAGAGGAGGUGAAGGAGAAGAAGGAAGACAACAAAGAGGGCCCAAAAGAAGAGAAAAAGGAAGAAAAGAAAGAGGAAAAGAAAGAAGAAAAGAAGGAUGAAAAGAAAGCAGAAAAAAAGGAGGAAAAACCAGAAGGGAAAGGUAAGAAGAAAAAGAAGAAGCAAACCAAGUUGUUAAAGGAUGUAAGGAAGAGUAUAGAGUUUAUAGAAGCCCUUAUUAUUGCAGAGAAUCAUCUAGAAAAGAAAAAACUGAAGAAAGGAGAAAAGUCUCACGAUAAAAUGGAAGAAAAAGGAGACAAGAAGGAAGAUAAUAAAGCUGACGAUAAGGAGAAUAAGAAAGAAGCAAAUCCCAAACAAGAUAAACCUGAAGAGAAGAAAGAAGAAAAGAAAGAGGCGAAACCCGAAGAGAAGAAAGCAGACAAACCCGCAGAGAAAAAGGAAGAAAACAAAGAAGAAAGGUCAGAAGAGAAAAAAGAAGAAAAGAAAGAAGAAAGGUCAGAAGAGAAAAAGGAAGAAAAGAAAGAAGCCAACCCCGAAGAAAAGAAGGAAGAAAAGAAGAAAGAGAAAAAGGAGGACGGGCUGGAAACUAAGCUGAAUGAAAAAACUAAGAGCGAACCAAAGAAAGAAAAGAAGUCAGAGAAAUCGAAUGAAUCAAAAGAGGAAACGAAGGAAAAGAAAAAGAAGCAGCCACCACCUCCUAAGAAGAAAAAGUUUAGUCUCCCACCUGUAAUUAAGAAUCAAUAUCGACUGUUAAAAGAAGCAGUUAUCGAGGGCCUAAAUGAAUUCGACUAA